AUGAGGCCCAUCCCAAUCCUCUCCUCCCUAUUCCUCUCAGCCCUCGCAAACAAACGAAUCAUCGGCGGCGACGAAAUCGACAUCAAACAAGCCCCCUACCACGUCGCGCUCUUUGCAUACGGCGACUUCGCAGGCAGCGGCACCAUCAUCAACCACAACACCAUCAUAACAGCUGCCCACUGCAUCUCCGGCCCACCACCAGCCGACAUAACCGUCCGCGCGGGAUCAUCGAGCUAUCUGUCCGGUGGAACUUUACUCAAUGUCACCAAGAUCACAAAACACCCGUCAUACAACCAGCCGAUCGUACUCGAGAACGACAUCGCCAUCAUGACGCUCGCUGAGAAUCUCACGUUCGGCGAUACCAUCCAGCCGUUGGGCCUACCUGCAUACGCGCGCGGGUCUCCCGGCUUUUCGAACGCCGGCGAACAGGUUUUCAUCUCUGGCUGGGGCGAUACGAUCACAAGCGGGACGCUGCAGACGCAGCUCCGGGCUGUUACGGUGGACAUCCUGGAUCAGACGGAGUGUAAGGCGCGGUACGAGGACUACGUUAUACCGGUUACGGAUGGCAUGUUCUGUAAUGGGGUCCCCGGGGGCGGGAGGGGGCCUUUGUCCACAUCCCCCCUCGUCCCCCUAACCGUGAUCAAAGGCGCCGGCCACGAAUUCAUCCAGCUCCCCGCCGGCGAAAACGCCAUCACAGCGGACUUCCACUCCACCCGGACGAAAACCGAGUCGCCUGCACACAUUACAUCCGGGUUCUACAAGAUCGAGGCAGGGGCGCAGCGGCCGGCGCACUAUACCUACGAGGAAACGAAGUAUGUCCUCAGCGGGCAGAUUGAUGUUUUGGACGAGGCCACGGGGAUCACGCACCACCUUGUGCCGGGGGACUUUGCGUUCUUCUAUGUUGGGUCGAAGGUUAAGUUCUCGACCAAGUCCCAGGGGCUGGCAUUCUAUGCUGUGACUCGGCCGAUUCGGUCGCCGCAUGUUAACCUCUUAGGCCGGGAGGAGAGCAAGUCGCGGCUGUGA
This is a messenger RNA of Aspergillus mulundensis, 1023 nucleotides long. RefSeq lists its product as uncharacterized. Lineage: Eukaryota; Fungi; Ascomycota; Eurotiomycetes; Eurotiales; Aspergillaceae. The transcript is spliced from 4 exons. Gene Ontology annotation, molecular function: serine-type endopeptidase activity. Gene Ontology annotation, biological process: proteolysis. The coding region runs from base 1 to 1023 and encodes 340 amino acids. The record is from RefSeq and is a predicted model, not a curated record.